This is a messenger RNA of Zophobas morio, 1902 nucleotides long. RefSeq names its product anaphase-promoting complex subunit 11-like. The record is from RefSeq and is a predicted model, not a curated record. Gene Ontology annotation, molecular function: ubiquitin protein ligase activity; cullin family protein binding; zinc ion binding. The transcript is spliced from 3 exons. Gene Ontology annotation, cellular component: anaphase-promoting complex; nucleus. Gene Ontology annotation, biological process: anaphase-promoting complex-dependent catabolic process; positive regulation of mitotic metaphase/anaphase transition; protein ubiquitination. NCBI's taxonomy places the organism in Eukaryota, Metazoa, Arthropoda, Insecta, Coleoptera, Tenebrionidae. Bases 107 to 1546 code for a protein of 479 amino acids.
UCGUUCCAGCUGCUUAUCGCAUUUAGUACGUUUACAGCGGUCGAGGAUGAUGUGUGCCGACUGCGAGCGCUAGUGAUUCAUUCGAGUGACUAACGAGUGUCACAAGAUGAUUAUGAUGAGGUCUACACCUUCCACGAAGAUCGCCAAGCCGCCGCCGCCGGUCCCUCCCCGCCCCAGCAAGACGCUGGUGGCCGAAGCGCUGGCCAAAACCAGGAAAUUGACGCCCGACGCGCAAAAAACCGCCCCCGUGAGGACGGCGCCGCCGCCGCCGACCAACGAUAUCAACAGGUCCAAGUCGACGGUCAACGUCAACGUGCAAAAGCCGGCGCCCUUCGACAGGUCGAUCUCCGAAGAAGUCAAGUGCAGCACGAGGACCGUCAUCUUUCAGUCGCCGAAAAUCGAACCGGAAAACAAGAAACGCGUCGAAGUCAAGAAGGUCGACAGUUUUCGCGAUGGGAGAGAUAAGGUGGAACGAGCGGAAAGUUUCAAGAACAAAGUGGCGAAGACCGAAAGUGUUAAGAAGGAUAAUGAUGACAAAUCUGGGAGUGCUGAGAACAAACAGUGGGACCAAAUGUUGAACGAUCGCAAUCAUGUGAAUACUUUGAUUGAUGAGAUGUUUGCGAGUGUUUUGGAAGUUUCUGCUAAUGAGGAAGACAAUAAGGUUGUUAUUAAUACGAAUGUCGAAACGAAUUCUCCCACUGUGGUUGUGGUCGAAGACAAUCACAGCAACACGUCGACCGCGGAAAAGAAAAAAGUUCAAUUUGAUGACCGUAUGAAUCACGAACUGUUGAUUUCCGAAUUGGAGAGUAUGAGGUUGGAAGAUGAGAAGAUACUAAAGAGGCAGAGGUUGCCGUCGAAAGACAUUUACAGUAGUAGUGAUAGUGUUGAUGUGUCUAAAAUUCACCAUUCUGACUGGGUGGAAGUGAGUGAUGGACAGGAAGUGCGGUUAUCAAGCUGUCAGAUCACAAUUGAGGAUCUUAAAAAUGAAGAUGACGACAAGAACAAAUUAAAGCUGGACUACGAAAGAAUUAAAACGAUGUCCUCGCUUCACGGCCUACCUCCACUGCCGAAAAGCCUCAGCGGUUUCAAUCUCCUGGACGGCCAGACGAAACCCCCAACCCCCGUAAGAACGACCUCGAUGCGUGGUCAAACCCCUUCAGGACACUUGGUGUAUCCUCCACACCCAAAAAUCAAUGGAACGACUGAAGUAACCCUCACACCAAAUACGGGUAGAAAAUCAACAAAUUUGGACGCGCAGUUGGCGAUCUUGCGACGUGAAAUGUACAGUCUUCGUCAAUUGGACCUGUCGCUCCUGUCGCAGCUGUGGUCCUUAAACGAAUCCAUACAGGACUUUCGUCAGAUAUUGCAGGACCAGGAGGACCGAGUUCUUUCGCCACCGUCACCGUCUCCUACACCUUCCUCUGGGGAUGAGGGUGAUGGCGAUGAAUUUUAUAUGUCUGCGAGUUCGAUGAACUUUCGGACGCCUCCACCGCCUCUGCCGGUCAGAAGACCAAGUAGUUCCUCGAAUGCGUCCAGUCUUGGUUAGGUUAGUGAAUAAUUUAAGGGUUUAAAGAAGAAUGUUACUUUGUUUUUUUAGUAGAUCAAUUUUUUUAACUCACCUUGGACCACUGUUUUUAAAUUUGAGUAUAUUCGAAUGUGUAAGUGAAGUGAAUAAAUUAGGGUAUUUAACAAAUGUAAUGGUAAUGUUGUAACCUUGUGAUAAAAGUCUUGCACUAAUUAAAGUAGUAUUGUACAAAUCUUACCAUAACUGUAAGACUAGAUAAGGUUGAGAGUUGAGUGCGCGCGUUCGCGCGCAUAGCGUCCUGUGUAAUGUACUUGUAGUAUUUUAUUAAUAUCCUAACAUGGACUGAUAUUAAAAUAAAAUGUUUGUAUUUACUAAAA